UAGUCACUUAUUAACCAGUGUGAAAGCCAAAAGAUGAUGAAUUUUGCAGAUCCACACACAAAUCCUCAAAUAACACCUGCUUAGCGUUUCAACAGCAUUUUUGGGUCUUACUUUUCGGAAAGAGGGUUCUGAAAUGAGAGGAUAUCAAGUCUUCCCUGAGGUGACCUUUCAGGCUCUGAUCCUGGAAUUUGCAUCAGUGUAUUUUCAUUAAAUGCACAUGUUAGAUACAGCUUCCUCAGUGAGCAGAUGGUACACGCUUUAAAAUUACAGCAAGGGAAGAUUUAUACAAACGCUUCGACUCAUUGAGACUUCAUCAACAAGCUGCGUCAGGAAUAUACAGACACUCACAGGCACCCACUCUUUCUGGGAUGAUGAUUUGCUCUCGUUUUCGUCCCUCACUUCCUCACCUUGCGUCGCUGAGGCUGCUGGUUACCGGUACUGCUCCCUGUAGGACGGUGGCAAGCAAGCAGCCAGACCUCUCUGCAACCCUGGCCUUUGAGGAUCCCAGCGCCUUCAGGGUGAAGAGCUGGGGUGAGCUGCUCCGUGCUCUGGGCAUCUUCCGCCUCUGCUCCUUCCCUGUGCUGGUUAACAACUGUGGAAAGUUGAUGUCCAUAGCACGUACCCUCCUGGGACGCAGGGGGUUUUCUUUGCUGCUGCGGCCCACUGUGUAUGCCCAGUUUGUGGCUGGAGAGAACGAGAGUGAGAUCUCACAGUCCAUGGAGAAGAUGAGCUUGCUGGGGCUGAGGCCCAUGCUGGCAGUACCCAUCGAAGAGGAUCUGGGAGAAAGCACCGGGGAGAAGACAUAUGAUGAGAACAUGGACGCCAUGUUGGAAUGCGUGCGAAUGUCUCACAGCAAUGCCUGGAGCAAAGACCCAAUGAUGCAGCUGAAGGUCACAGCCCUGUUCAGACCAGAGUUGUGUGUGAAAAUCACAACUCUCAUUGCAAAACAACCGUAUGACCUGAAUCUCCUCGUCAGAGCUCUGGAUGGAGAGCCAAUCAGCUUCCCUGGUUUAGAUGAACGUGAACUUGCCCAUUUCUUUUGUGGCCUGCAGAGACUCAACAAAAUAGCAGAGGCAAGUGUGAACAAAGUCCGAGUCCUGGUUGAUGCAGAGUACACCUACAUGAACCCCGCCCUUUCUCUUGUCACCAUGGCAAUGAUGAAGAAGUUCAACAAAGAUGGCGCCUGGAUUUGGAACACAUAUCAGUGUUAUCUGAAGGAGUCCAGGUCUCUCCUGCUGGAAGCUCUGAGUCUGUCCAAGAAAGAGGGUUUCUGUCUGGGAGUCAAGCUGGUACGAGGAGCCUACAUGGACAAAGAAAGGAAACUGGCAGAGAAAGAGGGUCGCCAGGACCCCAUCCACCGGUGCUGGGAGGACACCAAUGACAGUUAUAAUGGCUUGCUGGAUGUGAUGCUGGACGUCAUAUCCCAGAAACCUGAGCGCUACAGGAUCAUAGUCGCCUCUCACAACGAGGAGUCCGUGAGACGCGCCGCCAAACGGAUGGGAGAGUUGGGGAUAGACAAAGACGGAGGCUCCGUGUGUUUUGGCCAGCUGCUGGGCAUGUGUGAUCACGUUUCCCUCACACUGGCUAAGGAGGGUUAUGCUGUAUACAAGUCAGUGCCGUAUGGCUCAGUGGACGACACACUGCCCUAUCUGGUGCGCCGGGCUCAGGAGAAUCGCACCGUGUUGCAGGGAAUUCGCAAAGAGAGGGACCUGCUGCGACAAGAGCUCUACAGGAGACUGAGGGGAGGCAGCUCAAAGGCCACCAGCAUGCAAAUCUCUUGACUUGUUAAGUUUAUAAUACCAAGGGAGCUCAUUAAAAAGCC
Scatophagus argus is the source of this 1822-nucleotide messenger RNA. It is a transcript of the gene prodh2, whose product is annotated as proline dehydrogenase 2. Bases 369 to 1781 code for a protein of 470 amino acids. The transcript has 11 exons. The record is from RefSeq and is a predicted model, not a curated record. NCBI's taxonomy places the organism in Eukaryota, Metazoa, Chordata, Actinopteri, Scatophagidae. Gene Ontology annotation, molecular function: FAD binding; proline dehydrogenase activity. Gene Ontology annotation, cellular component: mitochondrion.